ACCGUGUAGAUGCGGAAGCCGCGAUGCGGGAGUCGGUGUGCUGGUUGUGUUGGGUGGUCACCGGGCUGGUGGUGGUCUCGAUCAAGGCGGCCACGGCACCUUCGCGCCGGUACACCGCCGACUGGGGGAGCCUGGACUCCCGGCCGCUGCCGAGCUGGUACGACGACGCCAAGUUCGGGGUGUUCGUGCACUGGGGCGUGUUCUCGGUGCCGGCGUGGGGCAGCGAGUGGUUCUGGUGGCACUGGCAGGGCGAGGCGAUACCCAGCUACCGCGACUUCAUGCGCCAGCACUACCCGCCCGGCUUCACCUACGCCGACUUCGGGCCGCAGUUCACCGCGCGCUUCUUCCACCCGGAGCAGUGGGCUGACCUGUUCGAGGCUUCGGGGGCCAAGUAUGUGGUCCUGACAGCAAAGCAUCAUGAAGGCUUCACAAACUGGCCAAGUCCCACAUCUUGGAACUGGAACUCAAAGGAUGUGGGUGCCCAUCGUGAUUUGGUUGGUGAGUUAGGAGCAGCUCUCCGGGAGAGGAACAUCCGCUAUGGCCUCUAUCAUUCACUCAUGGAGUGGUUUCAUCCGUUGUACCUCAUUGAUAAGAAAAACGAUCUCAAAACCCAGCACUUUGUCAACACAAAGGCAAUGCCAGAGCUGUACCACCUUGUGAACAGUUACAAGCCCGAUCUGAUCUGGUCUGAUGGGGACUGGGAAUGCCCUGCCACUUACUGGAACUCCACAAGUUUUCUUGCCUGGCUCUACAAUGACAGUCCUGUCAAGGACAAGGUGGUGGUGAAUGACCGAUGGGGUCAGGGCUGCUCCUGCCACCACGGCGGAUACUUCAACUGUCAGGAUAAGUACAAGCCCAAGAAGUUGCCAGAUCACAAGUGGGAAAUGUGCACGAGUAUCGACAAAAAAUCCUGGGGCUACCGGUGUGACAUACUCCUGUCUGACAUCUUACCCGCCUAUGAGAUCAUUUCGGAACUGAUUAAGACAGUGAGCUUGGGAGGCAACUAUCUGCUCAACAUUGGACCCACUCGUGAAGGACUGAUUGACCCUAUCUUCCAAGAAAGGCUGCUAACCAUUGGCAAAUGGCUGAAUGUCAGCGGCGAGGCCAUCUACUCCACCAGACCGUGGAGGGUGCAAGAGGAGAAUUCUGUGUGGUAUACCUCCAAAGGAUCAACAGUUUAUGCCAUUUUUAUGCAUUGGCCAGAACAUGGAGUCUUGAAGAUUAAAUCCCCCAAAACUACCAUAAUGACAAAGAUAACCAUGCUGGGAAUGCAUGGAGUUCUGAGAUGGUCCAAAGAUUCCACGGACAGGAUCCUGAUCUCUCUACCCUCGUUGCCCCCCUCGAGUCUCCCAGUGAAGUUUGCUUGGACUGUGAAGCUGACCAACGUGAAGUGAUGGUUGGAGUGCCAGGCCGGGCCAGGGGGCCCUGACGACUGGGCGCUGCUUUGACUUUCUCUUGUAGUGCCAUCGUUGAAUAAAGUAAACUUCUCUUCCCCACCCACAGGGGGAUCUUCCCACACAUCAAAGAAAUGGAAUAUAGUAUACUGAUCAUUAAAGUAUGGAAGAUCUGCGAUCUGGGCGUGGAGGCGUGGCCCAGGUGGUGGAGCAUUCACCCUGGGUUAAAUCCCAGCCUCAAAGAGAAAUAAUAAAUGAAUAAAUAAAAAG
Molecule: messenger RNA, 1664 nt
Organism: Perognathus longimembris pacificus (Pacific pocket mouse)
Lineage: Eukaryota; Metazoa; Chordata; Mammalia; Rodentia; Heteromyidae
Gene: Fuca1
Product: alpha-L-fucosidase 1
Exons: 8
Coding region: 24-1394 (456 amino acids)
Biological process (GO): fucose metabolic process; glycoside catabolic process
Cellular component (GO): lysosome
Molecular function (GO): alpha-L-fucosidase activity
Source: RefSeq, a predicted model, not a curated record